GGAGGAAUUUGAAGUAGUGGCCCCUCGAUUGACAGACUAACAGAAACACAUGUGUUUGGUUAAUAUAACGCCGGUCCAGAUGGGGGCGCAAAUACCAUAAAAUCGGAAGAAAGAACAUGUCUGAACAUGUUGUCGCUGACUUCACACUUCUGAAUGUAACCGGAAGUUUUGGACAGACACGGAAGAAACUACUUUCACUUGCACCAUAGAGAAUUCUUUCAAAGGGCUUUACAUUUAUUGGAAAUUUAUAUUCCUCUAAUCAUCUGACAACCACAAGUGGCAGACGGACCGGCGUUUUGCCCAAAUAUGGAGGGAAACUCAAAAGGAGGCCCUGGUGCUGAAGACAGAGUGGCUGACCAUGUGCCUUUCAUUCACCUUUGUUCUACCCUUGAAAAAAUCCAAAGGGCAAAAACACGUCCAGACAAAGUGAAGUAUUUGAAGGACUUUGUAGAUUCCUGGAGGAAAUUUCAUGCUGCUUUACACAAACAGGAGUCAAAGACUACAGACUCAUUCUACUCUGCCAUGCGCCUCAUCGUCCCUUCCUUUGAGAGAGAGAGGAUGGCGUACGGAAUCAAGGAGAAUAUGCUGGCCAAACUCUACAUAGACGUUUUGGGCCUUCCAAAGGCUGGAUCAGAGGCAAACAAACUCCUCAAUUAUCGUGCUCCGACGACCUCUCAGGAAGAGGCAGGGGACUUUGCAGCCAUGGCUUACUUUGUCUUGAAGAAGCGCUGCAACAACCAGGGAGAGCUCACCGUCAGACAGGUGAACAACUUCCUCGACUCUGUUGCGAUUCACAACGGCAAAAAGCAGAAAGACCAGGUCAGAAAGAACCUUCUCCAUCUCAUCACUCAGACUUCUGCCUUGGAACAGAAAUGGCUGAUCCGUAUGAUCUUGAAGGACAUGAAGCUUGGCAUAAGCAAGGAAACGGUGCUCCAGGUCUUCCACAGGGACGCUGCGGAGCUUUACAAUGUCUCAACCGACCUGAGCAAGGUGUGUCUGCAGCUACACGACCCUGCGGUGUCCCUCAGCGAAGUCUCCAUCGGGAUCUUCUCUGCCUUCAAGCCCAUGCUGGCAGCUGUGGCCAACAUCCAUCAGGUGGAGAAACAGAUGAAUGGCAAGGUCUUUUUCGUCGAGACAAAACUAGACGGCGAACGCAUCCAAAUGCACAAAGACGGAGACGUGUACAAGUACUACACCAGAAAUUCUUUCGAGUAUUCCGAGCACUUUGGUACUUCCCCGGUUCAGGGCUCCCUCACUCCUUACAUCCACAAUGUUUUCAAACCUCACGUAGUGCAGUGUAUCCUGGACGGUGAGAUGAUGGCCUACAACCCAAUGACCGAGACACUGACGCAAAAAGGUAGCAGAUUUGACAUAAAGAAGUUAAUGGAUGAUUCAGAGAUGCGAACGUGUUUUUGUGUUUUUGACAUACUUCUUCUGAACGACCAGAAAUUUGCAAAUGAGCCUCUCAAAAAGCGCCACGAAAUCCUCUUGCAAACUCUUACGCCAGUGAAAGGUCGGAUCCAGCUUGUCUCCAGAUUCGAGGUCAGCACCACACAGGAGGUCGUCAGUGCCCUCAAUGAAGCCAUCGACAAUCGGGAAGAAGGAAUCAUGGUGAAGGACCCCAUGUCCAUCUACAAACCAGACAAACGUGGGGAAGGAUGGUUGAAGAUCAAACCAGAGUACGUCGAUGGCCUCAUGGAUGAGAUGGACUUGCUGAUUGUUGGUGGUUACUGGGGAAAAGGCAGACGAGGAGGGAUGAUGUCCCACUUCCUGUGUGCUGUGGCAGAAACGCCCCCUCCCGGGGAGAAGCCAUCAGUCUUCCACACCAUCACACGGAUUGGUUCUGGCUACACGAUGAACGAGUUAUACAACCUUGGACUGAAGCUGGCGAAACACUGGAAGGUGUACCGCAAAAGUGACCCUCCCGCCGCUAUACUGUGCGCCACUGAGAAACCUGAGGUGUACAUUGAGCCAUCAAAGUCUGUCAUCAUCCAAGUCAAGGCAGCUGAGAUUGUGACCAGUGACAUGUACAAGACGAACUGCACACUGCGCUUCCCUCGCAUAGAAAGGAUUCGGGACGACAAAGAGUGGCACCAGUGCAUGACCUUAAAUGAGCUGAAUCAAUAUCAGAGCAAAGCAUCUGGAAAACUGGCUUCCAGACACUUUCACAUGCAGGAAGGGCAACCUGAUAGGAAAAAGAGGAAGAUCCUUCCUAAACUCAAGAAAGCUGUGGACGUGAUUGGCCACUUCAAGUCUCAGGACCUGUCUGCCAUAACGAAGGAAUCAGACAUGUUUGAAGAUGUAGAGUUCUGUGUUAUUAACGGCAGUGAGGAACACUCCAAAUCGGAGCUGGAGAAAAGUCUGGCGCGAUGUGGCGGAAUUGUGGUGCAAAACCCUGGCAACGACACAUACUGUAUUAUCGCAGGGGUCGAGAAUAUGAGGGUGAAAAACCUCAUCUCCGCUGAUCAACACGACAUUGUCUGGGCCAGCUGGCUUCUGGAAUGCUUGCACCAGAUGCAGGUGGUCCCGUGGCAACCAAGGCAUAUGAUCCACACGUCCCCAUCCACACGGGAGCACUUUGCCCAGGAAUAUGACCCAUACGGGGACAGCUAUUUCGUCGAGACAGAUCCACCGCAACUCAGGGAGGUUUUCAGCAGGAUAUCCAACACAGACCUGGAAUACUUCUGUGUAGGGGAGGUGGAAGAGAAGUGUGGUUGGGGUGACGUGCCAACAAGCCUCUUCAGGCCCAUCACAGCCUAUGUGGAUCGCUGCACAGACAUCCACGACCCUACGAGUGCUACUCCAGGUUCUUGCUUGGACACGUGUUCACUCGAGUUCCGGUUUCAUGGAGGUACUGUAGUGGACAGGCUUGAAGAAGGCAUCACUCACGUCAUUGUUGCAGAAGACACAAGAGUUCUGGUGAUGAGGACACUCCGACGACAAUUUAAGAGGAAAUUUAAGAUUGUGAGAGACUCGUGGGUUACUGACUCCAUCCAAGCUGGCCAUCUACAAAAUGAUGUGGACUACUUGAUGUGAGAAUAUAGAGAAGUACGAAGACCAAAAUAUAAGGUUGAAGGUCUACAUGUUCUUGUUCACAUUUUGUAACAGCAUAAUAGGGUUUAUAAAGAAGGGAUAAGGACAGGUGUGUGUGUGUACAAUAUGACUGAUGGUGCAACUAAUAUACGUAAAGAAUACAUCUUGAGCAGCACAUUUUUGUACUUUCACAAGAUUUAAAUAAAAAUGACUCUUUUUU
Messenger RNA from Engraulis encrasicolus (European anchovy), 3253 nucleotides. RefSeq names its product ligase IV, DNA, ATP-dependent (gene lig4). The record is from RefSeq and is a predicted model, not a curated record. The transcript is spliced from 2 exons. NCBI's taxonomy places the organism in Eukaryota, Metazoa, Chordata, Actinopteri, Clupeiformes, Engraulidae. Gene Ontology annotation, biological process: nucleotide-excision repair, DNA gap filling; DNA biosynthetic process; immunoglobulin V(D)J recombination. Gene Ontology annotation, molecular function: DNA ligase (ATP) activity; DNA binding; ATP binding. Gene Ontology annotation, cellular component: DNA ligase IV complex; DNA-dependent protein kinase-DNA ligase 4 complex. The coding region runs from base 307 to 3036 and encodes 909 amino acids.